AUGUCGAUCGAAUUUACCGUAUUCAAGGGUGCCAAGGAUGGAAUCAAACAAGACGUGACGCACAAAAAUGAUCUCAAGCGCGACGAUGUGCUCAUCCGCGUCACCCAUUCAGGCGUCUGCGGCACCGAUCUCCAUUAUCAGACCGCCGACAUGGCCCUUGGCCAUGAGGGAACCGGUGUGGUAGAAGCGACCGGGCCCGAUGCCCACAUACUGAAAAAAGGCGACCGAGUGGGUUGGGGAUACGAACAUGAUUGCUGUGGCCACUGUCGCCAAUGCCUGACGGGCUGGGAGACGCUAUGCUCUGAGCGAAAGAUGUAUGGUAUGGCCAACCUCGACCAAGGAUCAUUCGCGACGCAUGCUGUGUGGCGGGAGGCCUUCCUUUUUAAAAUCCCCGAUAAUCUCCUCAAUGAAGAUGCUGCUCCACUGAUGUGCGGUGGAUCGACCGUCUGGAAUGCUCUGAACGUCGCCGAAGUGCGCCCGACUUCUCGCGUCGGUAUCGUUGGUAUUGGAGGACUGGGACACUUGGCCAUCCAAUUCGCUGCCAAGAUGGGCUGUGAGGUUAUUGUAUUCUCUGGUACAGACAGCAAGAAGGAAGAGGCGUUCAGGCUGGGCGCCACGGAAUUCCAUGCCACCAAGGGGGUGAAGGAGUUGAAAUUGGAAAAGCCUGUCGAUAACCUGCUUGUCACUACCAGCAGUCAGCCGGAUUGGCAUAUGUAUUUCAACGUGAUGGCACCGGGUGGUGUGAUUUCUCCUUUGUCAGUGGACUCGGGCGACCUUAAGGUUCCAUACAUGCCUUUGUUGGCGACGGGUCUUCGAGUGCAGGGUGGAAUUGUCUCUUCCAGACAGGUGCAUCGUGAAAUGCUGAACUUCGCUGCUCUCCAUCAGAUCAAGCCCGUCAAGAUGACUUUCCCUUUGACAUUGGAAGGAGUGAAGGAGAGUCUUAAGACAUUGGAGGAUGGCAAGAUGCGGUACCGAGGUGUUCUUAUCGCUGGCAAGUAA
This is a messenger RNA of Penicillium longicatenatum, 999 nucleotides long. RefSeq names its product NAD(P)-dependent alcohol dehydrogenase. Gene Ontology annotation, molecular function: alcohol dehydrogenase (NADP+) activity; zinc ion binding. The record is from RefSeq and is a predicted model, not a curated record. Lineage: Eukaryota; Fungi; Ascomycota; Eurotiomycetes; Eurotiales; Aspergillaceae. Bases 1 to 999 code for a protein of 332 amino acids. The transcript has a single exon. Gene Ontology annotation, biological process: alcohol metabolic process.